Molecule: messenger RNA, 503 nt
Organism: Arabidopsis lyrata subsp. lyrata
Lineage: Eukaryota; Viridiplantae; Streptophyta; Magnoliopsida; Brassicales; Brassicaceae
Exons: 6
Coding region: 1-393 (130 amino acids)
Source: RefSeq, a predicted model, not a curated record
AUGGUUUUUUUAUAUAGCUACUACGAUUCUGAUGAAUCGAGUUUUUGGUGUUUUUGGUGUGUGUUUCAGUUUUGUAUAACGUGGGAGGUUCCAUCGACAAAGCUCUCUGACGAAGGUGGUGUUGACGAGCAAAGAGCGAGGUUUGGGGAGGUACUCGAUGAACUCAUAUCUCGGUUUGUGUCGGUUUAUUGGAAACAGGUAACCGCUGGUGUUUCCUUCUCCCGAAGAUGCACGAAUGAUAUGUUUUAUUUUAAUAAGACCACACGGGAUUGGCGUAGAAGAGUUGUUGCUCCGUCGUGUUUUACGGAUCGCGUGGGCUUUUGUAAGCAUGUUUUGAGUUGGCUGAAGUAUUCAUUGCGACCGAAUAUUUUGAAAGAGGUAUGUUGUGUGUAGUUUACGUAUUUGUUAGAUCCUAUGUCCUAUUAUUAUAGAUGUCUUCGUGUUUUCUAAAUUAUUUGUUUGUUUUCUAUUGUCUACUUAUUUUUGGGGUUUUUUUUUUUUUU